CUAUCAUGCAGACAGUAAAUUAGUUAUAAACCUUUAAAUGUUCUAUAUUUUGUUUGUUUCCAGUGAGUCUGACUCUGACGAAGAAGUAACUAUUAUACAGAAAAAGCUUUCAGGGGAGAGAACUGGUGGAAAGAGUGAAAAUCACAGCUCUAGUGACGGCAGUAGUCCUGGCAAUAUGUCAAGUUUUCAGUCUAGAAAUCGUUCAAAUCUUGGAAGUUAUGAUCAGUGUGAAGUAUACAAGACACAAAAAGGCCAUGCUAAAGGUGACAGAUUUGAUUCGUUUCCAGCUUCACAGGAUAUGUUUGCAGAAACAGCUGAGCAGGACAGUCCAUCUACGCCUUCAGAACACUUGGGCAGUCUUCAGUUCUCUCAGAAACCCAUGUUGGUACCUGAAACUGUUGAAGAAACUUUAAACGAGAUUCCUCCAUCCCCAGGUGUGUAUGGUUCCACUCCUAUCAUAAUACCAAAUUCACCUACACAAGAAACUGGGAAUCAGAGCUUUCUCCUGGAAACAGGGGACCAAGAUAAGGAGGAAGCUGGGAGCCAACAUAAGGAAAGUUCAGAUGAAGGGAACCAGACUGUUUUUGAUAUAAAUGCUGCAGAAACCUUGGCAAGUCAACCUCAGGUUGACAGUUUUCUUGAAGCAGCAAAGGAAAGUAGCCAGAAAGAAUAUCAAAGUUCACAGGUAAUGAUACAUAUUUCCAGCGCAAGACUGAUUAAAGGUAAAGUUAAAAGUUUAGAGGAGGAUGAAAGACAAAAAGAUAAUUUGUCAUCAGAAUCUGUUCAGAUAAAUUUCUCCCAAGGCACACUAAACGUGCCAGACAAGGGAAGCAGUAGAAAAGUUCUCAGGGUGCGAUCAGUCCAGCAAGAAAGAGGGGGUUUACGUCCACUUAUCUCCUCCCAGAAGUUACAAGCUCCGGAGAAUUCUAACAGUGAACGAGAAGUCAUUAUUAUACCCAGUGGGUCUGCUUCUAUAAAUUCACAGAAAGAAGUUGAAGGGUCUGAUAAUUUGAUGUUACGUCUGACACAAUCAGAAUGUACAAUGGAAAACAGUCAGUCCCAGAAAAAUAAGGUAUCUGGAUCAAGGUCACAAAUGGUAGAACACAAGAAACAGGGAUCACAGGAAUCCAGAUCACAAGACAAAGGUCAAAGAGAAGGGUCACAGAGUUCAAGGUCUCGUCAUCAAAGUUCAGGAAGUGGGUCAGGGUCACAAAAGAAGAAGAAAUCCGCAAGAGAUAAACAUAUUGAACAUCUAAAUGAUAAUCCAUUGAUAGAGUGGAAGAAUGAAAGUGAUACAGAAAGGAAACAAGAAAUGAGUGUGAAGUCAAGCAACAGAUUUUCAGAUGAGUUUCACCUUGAUGUACCUGUUGUGAUGUCAUCUAAAGAACCAGAGGUUGCCAUGGUUACAGAUAAACCUUCUCUUGCCAUAGAAACAGAGAAACCAGUGUCACAAGUCAUAGCUUCAAAUACUCAACCACAAGCAGCACAGAAAACGGAAAAACUUGUAAACAGUGAAGACUUGGUAGCUAUGUCAACUGGAGAACCAGACAAACUGUCUAUUGGUAUGAUACAGUCACAGUCUGAGCAAACGGAACCUGUCUUCAAAUUACAAAAGCCCCAGAUAGAGGAGUUAAAUAUACUUGAUGAAAGUGAAGAUGUGUUUCCCAGGAGGACUGGUAAACCAAAAGGCCAUUCAAGAUAUAUCCUUGAAGAUAGUGACGAGGAGUUUUGUGACCAUCCUACAACAGGAGAUACAGUGAAGCUGACUAAAACAACUGAUAGUUGUACAGGAAUGGAAAAAGAUGAACCUCUGGUGGCAACAAAACUUGACAUGUAUAUGGGACAUGAUGAUGGUAAUGAAGAUACCCAGUCUUAUCAAGCAAAUAUUGACUUACAGACAGAUGUGAAUGGUAAUAAUGAACAAAAACAAAGUAAGACCCAUGACACCGGUUCUGUAGUGUCUGGUAAUAAUCAAGGUUCAUCUAGAAUGAGGAGACUAACAGAAAGUUCUACACAGACUGCUGAUAGCAAGGUGGAAACUUUUGAAAAUGUGGAUAUAAAUGUAGUACAAAAAGUUGCUGAUUAUUUACAAUCAGGCCUUCACUCUAGAAGUAGGUCAAACAGCACGUGCACAGAUCUCUCUGACUUUCAUGGUGAUGGGUCUGAUAAAGGAGAUAAUGUGAUGAAAACACCUCAACGGAAAGACAGGUUGGAUAAGAUAAAAACUCCAACUUCACUGUCCAGAAGAGAAAGUGCCGACCAAAGAAGUCCCAAAAGUCCAUCUGAAAUACAAACUAUUAUACGGACAUAUUCGGAUAUCCUGAAGAAACAAAAGCAUAAGCCUAAGAAAGAUGAUAAACUGUUACCCAGCUCGCAGAAACCUAACCCUAUAGCAAGUGAGGAAACUGGUAAAGUCAGUCUGGUUCCCAGGAGACUAAGCUCACAAUCUUUACCUGAGGACUUAAUUAGAGGUAAACAAGGGAGCAGGACACCAAAUAGUAGUGCCUUUGAUCCCUGGAUGACUGCAAGAAAACCCCAGUCUCAAUUAACAGUUGAGAGUGAUACAAAGUCAGAUAAAAUUAGUGACAUGAAUAGCCAGAGAGAUAAUUCAAACCACAGUGAAACAGGUGUCACACAAGACUUAAGUAAAUCAUUUAAGCCACAUAAAGAAGUAGAUAAUGUCUCAUAUCAUAGUGAACCUAUUGUGAUAUCACAAGAUAGUGAUGUAAUAUUGGAGACUGAAUUAGCUUUAGCAAAGUCAGAAAAGAGAAAUAAUAGAUCAGACCUCACAAAAAAAAGUUCUUUAAAACUGAAUUUGAAUAAAGAAGAAAAAAAAUCAGAUGAACAGUGUAGUGAUAUAAGGGAAAAAUCUGCUUCAGAGAUGUUACAUCUAACUCCAGACACGCGUAAGAAUGGUAGUACUAAAAAUUCUCCGCCUUUCCUUACAUUAGAAAGGGUGGAUUCACCAAAAAAGAUCUCUGAAAAAUCCAAUUUACUGUGCAUCGAUAUUCCUGUGGGAACUGAAAAUAAAGAUUUUAUGCACAAUGAAGAUAACGAUAUGUCGAAACUAGGUAAUCAAAAUGUGCUUAGUUUAAAACCAAAAGAUACCCUGAUUAUCAAAGGUGCUGUAAAUGAACAAAGUGAUUCACAUGAGACUUCUGAAACAAGAAAAAAUACAAGAAAGAUUGAUCAAAACCCUUCUACUAGUGUUGCUACCCUUCAAAGAGAUGAUACACAAGUAUUGAGAGAAACCAGGCAGUCUAAAAAACCAUAUUAUGCAAGAUCUUUGAGAAACAAGAGAAAAGUGAAAAGACGAUUAUCUGCCGAGAAACGGAAUAUCUCACGACGUAGGACCUCCAGUCUCAGUCCGACCUUAUUGUCAGGUAGUAGCCCUCCACUUGUGUCUUCCAGGGUCAGUCAACAGACUAUAUCUGACACAUUUGUGGCAUCAACACAGAAAUUCUCACCUAGUAAUAAUAAUAAAGAUGAUAUUUAUGGAUUUCAUGGUACCGAGUCACAGCCAUCUCCAGAAAAAGCAACUACUCCAGGGAAAACGCCUCUGUCAACCAGGAAAAGAACUAGAACUCAACAUAAAAAGUCUGGCUUAAAGAAACAACGCCAUGAAAUAGAUGAUACUGAGACCAGCUCAGAGAACAAACAUCAUGUAACAUUUGAAACCAGUCAUAGAAUAUCCAGCCAAGGCAGUGAUACAACAGUGACUACGAUUGGUUCAUUACAAUCAAUUCCAUCCUCCAUUAGCCAAUCAAGUCCAAAGAGAGAUACAAUAGUAUCACCAAGUAGUAGUAGCUCUAGUAGACAGAGUGUUUCUGAGGGAACCACUACUAGAAUGUCAGGGAAACGAAUGUCAAUAGAUCAGGCAUUACCAGAUACAUUACCUCUAACACAUAGUGAGGAGGAUAAUUAUCAGAAAGUCACUGUAGUGAUAGAGAAAGUGGAACGUGUUUACAGGGAGAUAACUACAACUAGGAAAGUUAUAGGUGCACAGGGGCAAGUUCUAGAAAAUACACAAGAUGUGAAACGUCUUGAUCCUGUCAUUGUUGAAGAGAACACUCACAAAAAAAUUCAGUAUGUAUAUAUACCGUCACCUUCAAGAAGUGUGACCUCAAUGACCUCUGGUGACCUUGCUGAUGUCAGCUCCUCUCUCUCAAGGUCAAGUGUAUCUAGCGGUAGUUUGGGGUCAAAGGUUGGAUCAUUGUCCUCCAGUCUUGAGAAUAGACUUCCUGGUGUUGGCAAGCACCUAGAGACACAGACUAGUCUGGAUCAAUCACAUCCUGAUCAUAUUCACCUGGAAGCUAAAUCAUCUGAGUCAUUAGAAGCUGUUUCUGAAAAGUCUCACACUUCUGAAGUAAUGGCAGCUCCAUCAUCUGUUCCUAGACCAAGGUAUCCUAGAUCUGUCUCAGCAGAUAAAAGUUCCGACAAGCCAAGUUCUGCUGGUAAAAUUAGACGACAGUACAGUCUUACCACGGAGAACCAGUCUAACCUGGCUGGUACCCAGCAUCAUACACCUGACAUACAAAAUACAAGACAACAAACAUCGGGAACCAGUCAUGAACCAGUGAACCAGCCUAAACCAGAAACACCUGUAGUUCAUUCUGACCAGGAAGUUUCAGAUGUACAGACACCAUUGGGUUCAACUAUCAACAAGACAAGUAGUUAUUUACACAGUAGAACUAGCAGUGUAGAAAGUCCUAAAGCUUCUGAUUCCCUGUUCUCUACAAGUUCUGAUGAUAAUAAGAAAUCAACAUCCAACCUCCAUAACAUUAGAUCACAAAAGAAAAUAGACGAAGAUUCUAGUACAGAUAAUUCUACCAAACAAAGUAACUCCAGUGAUCAUGUUAGCUCAGAGAUUCCAGAUCAGGAACAACUUGUAAGUUCAUCAAGUACACCUGAAGAAUCAGUUGCUAUAGUAACCAGUGAUGGGAAAAUUGGAUCAAGAGUAAUGGGCAAAUGGAAAGAUGGUUUCUUUUAUCCAGGAACACUUAAGUCAACUGCUGAUAGAUAUACCAAAUAUUCUGUACACUUUGAUGAUGGAAGUAAGCUGUCAGUGAAAGCAGCAGAUAUUCUACUGGUAGAGAGACUGCCACUAGGUCAGAGUGUGAUGGUAGCUACAGAUGAUGGCGACUUUGUGAGUGGUCUUCUCACCAAAAUAGAAGGUGAUGUCUACAUUGUAGAAACUGAUGAGGGAACUUCGAGCAGGUAUACAUUAGGUGAGGUAAUUCUGUCAGGUGAUCAGGCAGCUUGUGUUAUAUCAGAUCAUGGUAACGAUGUAUUGUUACAACAUCAACCAACAACUGGUCUACCAGCAAAUGUCGGGGAUGUUAGUCUAGAAAACUUGCUAGAUGCUCCAAGGAGAUCUGCUAAGAAAGGUUCUGCCACAGAGGUAAAGAUUGAAGAGGAAGGUCAAGGUCAAAGUGGCAGAGGUCGUAAAAGAAAACUUGACACCCUGCAACCCCAGGCAACAAGUACACCAACACCUAAAGGAAAGAUGGAGAGUAAAAUCUCCAAAAGAAGGAAAUUGUUGUCAGACAGUCCAAUAUCUGGUAUUCAAUCAUCUCCUGUCACUGUUGGAAAAUCACUGAGGAAAACAAGAGUUGGUUUAUUUGGACGAGAUCUUGGACCAGUCCCUACUAAGAAGAUCUUCAAAAAUAUGCAUUUUCUACUGACAAAUGUGGAAAAGACCAAAGAACAGAGUGAGCAGGAGAAGAAAUUGAUACAGAACACGUCUCUAGAUACCUCAACUGAUGAAAGUGCUGCUGAAGAGGAGGCAAGUGUCCCGUUUGACAAGGAACAUCUGAAGCAGCAGAUAGAAGCUGGGGGUGGUACUGUUCUAGAAAGUCUCGAUGAAAAUCUCGUUUCCAAGGGUAAAAGAAAAAUAAUACUAUUAUCAUCAACAUAUCAGCGGACGAUUAAAUACUUGCAAUGUUUAGCUGGCGGUGUUCCUUGCCUGUCUCAUAUGUGGGUCAUAGACUCGUGUUCUCAGGAUAAUUUAUUAGAUGACAAGUCAUAUGUGUUACCAGCUGGUAUAAGUCUAGAGAAGAGGAAAAUCAUGGAAUGGAGAAAGAAGAAUAAUGUGUUUCAAGGCAUAAAGGCUGUGGUAUAUUCUAAAAACAAUAAGUUUGUUGAGUCAUGGACUCAGAUCCUAUCACUGUCCAAAUGUCACGUGCAUAAACAGGUACAGUAUAGUGAUGUACAUGUGAUAGUAACUGAUAACACGUGCACACCAGCUAUACAGAGGGCCGCGGAGAAUGCAUCUAUACCUCUUGUAGGUACAGAAUGGGUAAUUCAGUGCCUAGUUAAUGGUAGAUUGAUGUCUUACACCGGACAUUCAAGAUAUAACCAUGACUGCUGGUCAUAGUUGACGGUUUUCAAACAAUCUGUAUUCAUCCAUCUUAGUCAUGAAAAAACCAAGCCGACAAAGUAUUAACAAUGUACUCUUUUAUAGCAAAAAUUUACUGAAGGAUGUAAUAUUUUAAAGGAGUGGAGAUGUAUUUGUGUAUGUUUUUUGACAUUUGAUCUUUGUUCACUUGUGUAAUGUACAGACCAGUUGGCCAGGGAAACUCACAGAAAGAUAUUAUCCAUGCAAUUCCUGUUGUAGGACUAUCCCAUUGUAAAAUACAGGUUUUUUUCUUUCAAUGAGGGGUUGACAUUAACAUUUAGGAAUAAGAAAAUUUUAUAAAAACAAAUGGUAAAUUUUAUGGACUAAGGAUUGGUUAGAAAUUAUCUUGGGACUCAAUUUACUUGUGUAGUAAAAAAAUAGGUGGGACCAAUUUUUUUGUGUGGAAUUAAGAUUUAUCUUAAAUACUUUUCAUAAUAUGGGGAUUUAAUUAAAAAUGUUAAUGGCAUGUGGAUUAGAUAAGAAAUAUUGGAAUAUGUUUUAAUUAAUUGUUAGGGUGGAGUAUUAAUUUGAAUCAAAUUUUGCAGGAGGUUUAAUUUGUUUAGGAUCUAGAUUUAUUUACAGAUUUCAGAUGAAACAUUUUCAUGGAAUGUGAAUAUGAUUAUGUUUCUUGUGGUACUAACAUUGUCAUGGUUUUAAGUUUCCCUUGUUUAAGUGUAAAACAUCUUGUUCUAAGAUAUAUAUUCUAAUAUUUCAACCAGUAUAUUUUAAACAUAUUUGUGUUCAUUUUAUAAACAAGUGUUCAGUAAAAAAUGUUAUAGUAGAAUAUAAUCAUGUUUUUACCAUUGUCUUGGGUAUUAAAUUAUGCAUAAUAAAUAUGGGUAUAUUUUUAAAAUUGAUAAAUGCAGGGUAAAUUGGGUUCACCAAAUUUCAAAUAUUUAAAUAACUGUUUAUGUUGUACCUAAUUACUGGAAAGUAAAAUAAAGUAGAAACAUAAAAUAUAUAAAUAAGCCUAGCUUCCCAUUCACAUCUUUGUAAAUUCAUUAUUUCAUUUAUUUAUUGUAAAAUUUCAUUUUCUUCCAAAAUCAUUUUACAUUUUUUAUCUCAUCAAAAACUCUUGAAAGUAACUUUGGUUGUAUUAUUGUAUGGCACUUUACAGUCUGUCAGUCUGUCCUUUUGUCACAUCAGUGUCCAGUCAAAAACUUGAUAAAUAUUUUAAGUGUGCUGUCUUAAAUGUUAGGAAGGAGGAAGGUCAUGGCCACACUCAUAGAUUGUCCCUGUUGAUUUUGAGGUCAUUAAAUUGAAUGUCAAGGUCACAUUGACUCACUAAGUGUAAAGUCCCUGUCCAGUUAAUAAAUGAUUCAUUAAAACUAAAUAGGAACAUUGCCCAUGGCAAGGGGAUGACCCCUAUCAAUUUUGAGGUCAUUUAGUCAAAGGUCAAGGUUUACAGUGACACUUGUGUAAAAUUAUUGUCUCUGAUCAAUAAUUUGUUCUGUUUUGUUUUGUUUUCUUUUAUUUUUAAGUUGAAUGUUAUUAUAUUUCAACAUUAUACAGCUUGCAUAUUGACAUGUGGAGCUCUUGUUCAUCUAUUGUAUUUUAUUUCAUCAUCAAUCAUUAAUUUCGUUUCUUUCAUUAUUUAUUGCAUUCUGAAAAUACAUGUAUCGAUUUUUAUAUUGUCCCUUUUUUUGAAAACUUUCAUUUAUAACUAUUUACAACUUGCAUCUUAAACCUAAUUUUAAUGAUUUUGAUACAAAUUUAUUGCAUCUUGGAAAUAUUGUUCUCUUACGUAUAUCUUAUUAGUUACAUUUCAGUGGUUUAGUGAUGUUUUCAUUUUUAAUCUCAUCUUUUAAAUAUUCUUUCCUCAUUUUACUUACAUUAAGAGAUUUAGCAUUUGUCUAUUUAUUUCCAUUCAAGAACAUCAUUUACUUCAGAUAAGUCAAACUUUGUUUUGUUGCCAUUAUGUGCCAUCUAUAUUUUAUGUUUAUUGCAAGUUUUUCAAGAUUUGUUCCUGUUGGUUUAUACCAUGUACUUUAGUUGUAAAUUAUUCCUUUAGUUGAAGAAACUUGUUCAGAUAUGUACUUUUUUAAGUGUGAAAUAUAAGAAUUUCCAACCUUGUACAAUCAUGUUAUUUUCAUAUUGUUAUAAUCAUGUCUGGUGAAAUUUUAACAAAAAGUCUUGUUAUUUAACACUCAAGAAGAGAAUAUUUUGUUGCUAUACACCUUCCUUAUUUUUGUUUAUUCUUUAUAAGGCGGUUGUACUGUUACCUUAUUUGCCUUCAUCUGACUAUAUCAUGUUUUAUACCAUCAUGCAUCAAAUUUUUAUUGAAUUGUACUGAGAUUGUUUUUAUGAACCAAUUAAUGUUUAAAUUAGAUUUACAAUAUCUGUUGUUUUGAAUUAUGUAAAAUAUUACUUAAAAUUGAAUUUAACGAACAUUUUUUUUACAUUUUAAAAAAAGGGGAGAUCAUUUAAGCUAACUUCAGUAUAUUGUCAGGAUAUUUGAUAUUGUUGAACAUGGAUCCUAAACAUAAUGAUUAUUUUCUCUGAUAUUGUUAAGUUUUUAUGUAUGACCACAACUUACCUCAUAAAGUGCAUUCCAUCAAUUCUGUCUUGAUUAAUUAAUGGCCCAUUAUGCCAUAGAAUCUGAAAUGCUUUUAUUAUUAUAUCUCAAAAGUUAUUUUAUUAUUAUUGGUUUCCUUUUAUAGUUUCUAAAAUGUUAUUCAUUGACCAAAUAACUUUAAACUUCUUUUGCUUCUUUUUUUUUUGGCAAUUAGUACAGUUAAAUAUUUUGUAUGGAAGUCAAAAAACUACUUUGCUUAUAUUUUUGCUACUUUUAUGACAAAUAAUUCCACAUUCUUAGUUACCUUUUUCACAUGAUAAGCAUCUAAAAUGGUCUAAAAAUAGUAUCUAAACAGCAUAAAACUUAUGUUUGUCUAUACCAAAGCAUAAAAGAAUAUUUGUUUCUGGGGCAUAAUGUGCCUUUAAUAUAUCUAAAUGUUAUAAUUAGUGGAAUAAUUAUUGGAAUAAUUGUUUGUGCCAACUUUCUGAAUUAAUUUGAGUGGUGUCGAUAUUGCAUGCAGAGAAUUUCACAGUUAUAUAGUGCUACACAAUGUUUAUAAAGUUGAUCAGAUUCCUUAACCUGCUAAAUUUCUAAGCUUCCAUUUUUAGCUCACCUGUCACAAAGUGACAGGGUGAGCUUUUGUGAUCGCUUUUCGUCCGUCGUCCAUCCGUCCGUAAACUUUUACUUUAAAUGACAUCUCCUCAUAAAUCACAAAGCCAAUUUCAUCCAACCUUCACAGGAAUGUUCCUUUGGUGGUCACCUUUAAAAAUUGUUCAAAGAAUUUAAUUCCAUGCAGAACUCUGGUUGCCAUGGCAACCGAAAGAAAAAACUUUAAAUAUCUUCUUUAAAAAACCCUAAGAGCUAGAGCUUAGAUAUUUGGCAUGAAACAUCUUCUAAUGGGUGUCUACCAAGUUUGUACAAAUAAAAGCCCUGGGGUCAAAAUUGCCCCCCACCAGGGGGUCAUUGAUUUUCCUUAUAUGUAUAUAGCAAAAACUUAAAAAAUCUUCUUUGAAAAAACCCAAAUAGCUACAGUUUAGAUAUUAAGCAUGAAACAUCUUCUAGUGAGUGUCUACAAAGUUUGUUCAAAUAAAAGCCCUGGGGUCAAAAUUGGCCCCGCCCCGGGGGUCAUUGAUUUUCCUUAUAUGUGUAUAGCAAAAACUUAAAACUCUUCUGUGAAAAAACCGAAAUAGCUAAA
This is a messenger RNA of Ruditapes philippinarum (Manila clam), 10107 nucleotides long. Its product is annotated as TP53-binding protein 1-like. NCBI's taxonomy places the organism in Eukaryota, Metazoa, Mollusca, Bivalvia, Venerida, Veneridae. Gene Ontology annotation, biological process: DNA damage checkpoint signaling; positive regulation of transcription by RNA polymerase II. The coding region runs from base 38 to 6376 and encodes 2112 amino acids. The transcript has 33 exons. The record is from RefSeq and is a predicted model, not a curated record. Gene Ontology annotation, cellular component: nucleus. Gene Ontology annotation, molecular function: histone binding.